AUGGCUGUUGAUACAGGUUUUGAAAAGUGUCAAGAAAGGAUUCCGUAUGACUCGCUCAUCUCGUUCUUUUUUCUUGGGGGAGGGUCGGUGGCGUUUACGUAUUUCUUCCACCAGGCAGUUACUGGGAGUAUGGAUCUCGCUAUCGCUUUUCUCGGUGACAGCAUGCGGGCGAUGGUUCCCAUGGCACAGAUGGGAGCCAUUGGUCUUGGUGCCAUGAUGUCGUGGAUAGCAAUGUGGAUUCUUAUCAUAGGUAUCGCAUCUACUGGUCCGACCCGACGUUGGUGUUGUGGAAGAUAUGGUUGCAGACUAUAUGGGAGAAUUAUAGUGGGCACGUUAAUAGUGACCUGUUACUUCAUGGCCUUUAUAUGGAUGUUGUUGAUUGGUGUAUUGAUGAUACCGACAGUGUUCACCUUUAUUAUAGACCAAGUGUGUGCGGUAGAAAUUGUCAAGCUUAUAAAAGAGAUAUGUGUAGAUACAUCGAGUAUAAUUGAGCUACUUGGUCUAGGGUUGGCACUGGCGUUAAAUACACUCACGAAAAUCAUCGCGGUGCGAAGCAUCCAAGACGCCACGGAUACAGUGACGGGCUUACUGACGGACGCUACAGGAAUGAUCAACCAAGUAACAGAAAGUAUCAAAUCGAGGAGCGAAAGAUAUGAAAUUGAAGGGGUGGCAAUCUGCAUGGACGAAUUGUACAACGUGUGCGAAUAUGGCACUGGGUUAUGGCUUGGAUUCGGUAUAGCGUGUGGAUCUGCUAUGUUCAUGGUGUUUGGUUUCUUUUACAGCAUACCUGUACUAACAGCGAACUACGCCCAUAUCCACGAUACACCGGACAGAAAGAAAAAGAAAAAGAAACGAAAGAAGGUGAAACACUACAGCAGAGAACUCAAACCCAAAACUACCGAGGAACGAUACGUAAUUGUGGAAGAUAUGCAGGGAAAACAGAAAGCCGUCCCGGAAAAAGAUUAUGCAGAGACGACAGGCCUGGAAGUACUGGAAAAAUACCGCGAGUACCCAGAGUAUCGGUAUUGGGAUUAUCCACGGUUCAGUGAAAAGGACUACCCCCCGUUUGUUCCUUUGCGUUGCGUGGUUGAGUUCGACGACGGCGAAACCAUAUCGAGUGUGUCCGACAACGCGUCUUAUUAUACCAGUGUAGAGAACGUGCCACGAGGGGGUUACUAUAGUGACUCGAUUGAUAGUGAUGACGACAUACCAGGUAUCCAGGUGUAA
Molecule: messenger RNA, 1227 nt
Organism: Saccoglossus kowalevskii
Lineage: Eukaryota; Metazoa; Hemichordata; Enteropneusta; Harrimaniidae
Biological process (GO): neuron projection development
Cellular component (GO): plasma membrane
Source: RefSeq, a predicted model, not a curated record